Molecule: messenger RNA, 1277 nt
Organism: Carassius carassius (crucian carp)
Lineage: Eukaryota; Metazoa; Chordata; Actinopteri; Cypriniformes; Cyprinidae
Product: gastrula zinc finger protein XlCGF8.2DB-like
Exons: 1
Coding region: 1-957 (318 amino acids)
Biological process (GO): regulation of transcription by RNA polymerase II
Molecular function (GO): RNA polymerase II cis-regulatory region sequence-specific DNA binding; DNA-binding transcription factor activity
Source: RefSeq, a predicted model, not a curated record
AUGGGUGCAUUAAAGAUACAUCAGAAAAGACACAGUGAUGUGAAGAAUCAUUCUUUUGGGAAGUCUUUUUUUACAGAUAGUGACCUGACAGUGCACCAGACAGUUCACACUACAGAAACACCUUACAAGUGUUUACACUGUGACAAGAGAUUCAAACGGUCAGAAUAUCUGAGAAUACACGAGAUGAUCCACACUGGAGAGAAACCACACACAUGUGAACAAUGUGGGAAGAGCUUCAGACUAAAAGGAAAUCUUAACAAACACAUGAAAAUCCACACUGGAGAGAAGCUGCACACAUGUGAUCAGUGUGGGAAGAGUUUUGGACGAAAUGGAAAUCUUAACAAACACAUGAAAAUCCAUACUGGAGAGAAGCCGUACAAAUGUGAUCAAUGUGGGAAGAGUUUUACACAAAAAGAUUUCCUAAAUGUUCACAUGACAAUCCACACUGGAGAGAAGCCGUACACAUGUGAUCAGUGUGGGAAGAGUUUCAGAAUAUCAAGUGUUUUUAAAAUGCAUCUGCGUACUCAUUCUAGUAAAAGACUUUAUAACUGUGACCAGUGUGGUAAACAUUUCUUUAGGGCAAGUGCCCUAAAUAGGCAUCUGAAAGUUCAUACAAAGGAGAAGCCUCAUCUGUGUUCUUUGUGUGGAAAGAGUUUUAGUGAACGGGACGCUUUAAAAAUACACCAGAAAAGACACAGCGGUGUGAAGGAUCAUAUUUGCUCUGAGUGUGGGAAGGCUUUUUUUACAGAUGCUGAAGUGAAAAUGCACCAGAGAAUUCACACUACAGAAACAGCUUACAAGUGUUCACACUGUGACAAGAGAUUCAAACGGUCCGUAUAUCUUAAAGUACAUGAGAGGAUCCACACUGGAGAGAAGCCGUAUCACUGCCAUUCAUGUGAAAAAAGUUUCACUCAAUUAUCUUCUCUAAACUGUCAUAAAAAAAAGAUGCACAUCUGAAAUUACAAUAAGUAGUUUGUGACUUUUUAAGAAACUUUGAGUAAACUGAAUUGAUCUUUAAGUUUUAUUUCUUUCUCAAAUGUUAUCAUUACACCAGUUUUGCUUAGGACUAAAAAAGAAAAACAAAAGGGCAUCUAUUUCAGAGACGAAACUAUUAAUCUACAAACUCAUUACUUGUUUAAAAUUAGAAAAACAAUUCGAUUAUUUAAUACAAAUAAAUAUUUUAUAUAUUCAUCAAUAAAAUGGAUUUCAUAGGGCCCUAGUAAUCCUGUCUGCUACAUCAUGAAGCUGUAACAGGAAAGGAGACAGCAAGCUGUGGC